AUGUGGCUGCGCGAAUUGGUACUCAUUAUCGGUGUUGCUAGCAGCAGCUUCUUCCUCUCUGGACGAGAAGAGAGCACGCUGUCCUACCGCGUGUUCGAAGAUACCGGCGUCCUCAACAACGCGAAAAAGACUGCGAUUGUGAUGCAUGGUAUAUUGGGGAACAAGUUGAACUGGCGCACCUUCGCGCUAACUCUAACGAAGAAGAAUCCAGACUGGCGUUUUAUUUGCCUGGACCUGCGCGGGCACGGAGACUCGCCUUCGUUCACAAAGCCUCACAACUUGGAGGCAUGCGUCGAGGACAUUUUCAAAUUGACCGCUAGCUUGAAAGUAGAGCCCACGGCCGUGCUAGGACACUCGUUUGGCGGGAAGGUGGCGCUUACGUAUCUGCAGCAGUGCAUGGAGCAAGACCGCUCGCCGCCAAGCCAAGUGUGGGCUCUGGAUUCACUGCCAGGAACAGGCGCAACGGACUAUGCGAGCCGCGACGUCACGAGCUCGAUCGAGACGAUUCUGCCGGUUGUGAAGAAAAUUGCGCUGCCCAUCCGUUCCAAGGCGCAACUUGUGAAGGAUCUGCUAGGUCAUGGCAUUGCGCUGGGUGAAGCGCAAUGGCUUACAACGAACUUGCGCUUGACUAACAAGAGUCCGGAGCUUUACGAGUGGAGAAUGGAUGUAGACGUCAUCGAGGAGCUUUUCCGCUCUUUUCUGGCAACGGAUCUAUGGCCUAUAGUGGACAGCCCGCCUGCAGCAAGGGGCAAGGACGUGGAGCUUCACUUUGUGCACGCCUCAAAGAAUAGAAUGUGGACUACCGACAUAAUGGACCGACUGGACGCACAGCAGGAGAGCCAGGUCUACCACCACUUGCUUGAAAAAUCUGGCCACUGGGUUCACAUUGACAACCCGACUGGCCUGAUGGAGAUCAUACAAACUUACAUGCUCAGUAGCGAAUAA
This is a messenger RNA of Hyaloperonospora brassicae, 945 nucleotides long. Lineage: Eukaryota; Oomycota; Peronosporomycetes; Peronosporales; Peronosporaceae. The record is from the annotation of a GenBank genome assembly.